AUGUACACGCCCGCAAGCGCAACUUUCCCGUACACUCCGGCGAGCAUGACAAGUGGAACGAACGAUGUAGACGGUUCAGAGAGCUCUCGCAAUCCUUUCAACUUCCAGCCCGUGGCCUACGCGCCUGGGCGCCCACAGGCAGCGAACAAGCAAACAGAUAUCGGUCGCAGGCGCGGACACAAGUACAAGCACAGUAGUGUGUCCCACCAGAUCUUCCUCGAACCUGCUCCACGCGCUCCACUGCAGCUCCCCGCAUCUCUACCCAUCCCGACCUUCAAGGAGUAUCGAUCCUCCAUGUCCAAAGACCAGAAGUUGCGCCUAGCCUGGUGCUUCUGCCAUCUGGUAGUUGCAGGUCUUGUGCAAUGGGGCGCUCACGAGUCUUUGGCCCUCACAGUGCUGUCCCGGCUCAUCUUCUACGAUGCGCUCGGGGCGUUUCUCUGCGUCGCGGUAGACGUUGGUUCAAAUUUCGAAGUCUGGAAGCGGUCUAGCAUACGGCAUCCGUUUGGAUUUGAGCGUCUGGAGGUGAUUGCAGGACUGGGCAUGUCCGUUGGACUGCUGUUUAUGGGACUCGAUCUGAUUUCGCAUGGCCUGACACAUGCGCUGGAGAACAGUGGCGGACACGAAGCGCACCACGCAGACGCGCACGAGCGAGUGUCUCCUGGCAGCAUUGAUCUUGCCGCCCUGAGUGGCAUUGUCUCUACGCUUGUAUCGGCAGUCCUGCUGAAGAAUCACGCUCGCAUUGGCAAGGUUAUGCGACUGAGCGCCAUUGCUAACCUGCCCUCGGUGCUCAGCAACCCGUCGCAUUUCCUCACUCUGUCAUGUUCGGCGCUGCUACUGCUCCUGCCACUCCUGAGCAUUCAGAUGUACGUGUGGUUAGACCGCACACUCUCCUUUUCGGUGGCAUUUUGCAUGGUGGCAUUGGGCUGGGUCCAGGGUUGGACGUUGGGCAAAAUGCUCCUCAUGUCUUACGCCGGCCCGGGCGUCUCAGAUGUCAUGUACGAUAUCGAGACGGACCCGGCAGUCAGCAGUGUAGAAGAGGCCAAAUUCUGGCAAGUACACUACGGACUCUGCCAGGCCAACCUCAAGCUGCGCGUACGACACUUGGAGGAAAUUGGUCGUCUUCGCGAUCGGAUCGGCAGUAUGGUGCGGAACCGGUUGGGCGGUAACUACGGGAGUGGAGGCCAGAAGUGGGAGGUUUCCACACAGAUCACACUCGAGAAGGACUGA
Parastagonospora nodorum SN15 is the source of this 1227-nucleotide messenger RNA. RefSeq lists its product as hypothetical. NCBI's taxonomy places the organism in Eukaryota, Fungi, Ascomycota, Dothideomycetes, Pleosporales, Phaeosphaeriaceae. Gene Ontology annotation, cellular component: membrane. The record is from RefSeq and is a predicted model, not a curated record. Gene Ontology annotation, molecular function: monoatomic cation transmembrane transporter activity. Gene Ontology annotation, biological process: transmembrane transport; monoatomic cation transport. The transcript is spliced from 2 exons. Bases 1 to 1227 code for a protein of 408 amino acids.